Xiphias gladius (swordfish) is the source of this 2638-nucleotide messenger RNA. RefSeq names its product S9 family peptidase (gene apeh2). Gene Ontology annotation, biological process: proteolysis. The record is from RefSeq and is a predicted model, not a curated record. Gene Ontology annotation, molecular function: serine-type endopeptidase activity. The transcript has 23 exons. Lineage: Eukaryota; Metazoa; Chordata; Actinopteri; Istiophoriformes; Xiphiidae. The coding region runs from base 166 to 2376 and encodes 736 amino acids.
GUCACUUCCCUCCACUACACCCCCUCCAAGCUGACCCAAAGUGGUAUCGUCCAUUCACGAAUUCAACAUGGAGACGCUGGUACAGUAAAAACCAGCGUUGUGAAAUGUUGGAUCGAGUCCAGCGGAGGCGAUAAAGUCGUUGACAGAGUGCUGUGGCAGACACGAAUGGAGCCCAGACAAAUCAGCGGGGUGUACAGGGAGAUCAGCGGCCUCCCUGCGCCUGUUUCUGCCCAUGUGAGGGAAGAGCAGCUCCCGGAGCUCCGGGUCUACACUGUGACCGCAGAGUGGAGUCAGAGCGACCCGGUCCGAGGUUCCAGACUUCGCUACUCGCAGCAGUGGACUCUGAUCGCAGACGGCAUUGACCACAAGAGCAUCAGGACUGUCCUCCCACCAGGAUCCUGUGCACCUUUGUCUGGAGAGUUACUGAGUGGACUCUCGCCCAUUCGAGGCCUGAGGGCGGUUGUCAGGGAGAUUGGUGGCCACCAGCUCCUUGAGAUAUGGGACAGCCACGGCCUCAUGAAAUGCCUCGACCUGACUGCCCUCAAUAAACACGGCCGAGUGUAUGACGAUGCUCAGUUUGGCUGUCUGUCAUGGUCAGAGUGUGAGAACAAACUGCUGUAUGUGGCCGAGAAAAGCAAGAACACAUCAACAGAAACACAUGAUGGAGAAUCUGCAAGUGGGAAGGACAGGAGUGCGUACUGUGAGGACUGGGGCGAGGGUCUGACCAACAAGAGCACCCCAGUCAUUUGUGUGGUCAAUCUGCAGAGCGGCACCGUCAGUGUGCUGCAGGGCGUGCAGCCUGACAUCUCACCUGGACAGGCUCUGUGGGCUCCUGGGAGUCAGUCAGUGAUUUUUGUGGGUUGGUCCCACGAACCCUUCAGACUUGGACUAAAGUUCUGCUCCAACCGCAGGUCGGCGUUAUUCAAACUUAACCUGGAUGGCCACUGUGAGAGUCUGUCGGGGGACAACCUGUCGGUGUCCUGUCCGAGGCUGAGUCCAGACGGGUCCACGCUGAUCUACCUGCAGGGCCGAGUGUUUGGCCCUCACAAUCAGUGCCUCAGUCUGCAACAGCUGGACCUGAAGAGCGGGAAGACGUCCACACUGUUGGAUGUUGUCAGCAGACCACAGACUGGUGAGUUUGCAGGUGUUUAUGAAGCCCUGCCGUCCUGCUGCUGGUCUGUAGACAGUCAGAGAGUGGUGUUCAGCAGUGCCUGCAGGAACUGGAAGGAUCUUUUUAUGGUCGACAGAAGAUCAAAGAAAGUCACCUCCCUCUCUGAUAAUCCUCUUCCUGAUCUUCCUCCCCUCCCUCCCCCUCCGCCGCCACCUCCACCUCCUCCACCUUUUCAUCUUCAUCAUCAGGAGCACAAGAGUGAACUGGAAGGUCCCUCUGAUCUUUCCAAAGUUUAUGGCAGCUGGAAGCUGCUGACAGUCCAGAGGGACCUGAUGGUCGUCUGCUGCUCAAGCCCCAAUACACCACCCACUCUGAGGGUGGGCUUCCUUCCCUCAGCAGGUGAGGCUGUGACCUGGCGAACCCUGCAGCAGCCUGUCAUGACCUUUGACUUCCACUGGACAGUUGUAGAUGUAACACCUCCACCUGAGGAGGACAACACACACUACUCUGGUUUACACUUUGGCGCUGUUCUGGUUAAACCGUCUCAUCCCCUCCAUGAGGCCAGGAUACCCCUGGUCGUCUUCAUCCAUGGUGGCCCUCACUCCCAGUUCUCUGCAGAGUGGAACUGCACAACAGCUGGACUGGCUAAACUCGGCUUUGCUGUGCUCAUGGUGAACUACCGGGGAUCCACAGGGUUUGGCCAGGACAGCAUUUUGUCCCUGAUCGGUCAGAUUGGACACCAAGAUGUAAAAGACGUGCAGAGGGCCGUGCUUACUGCGCUGCAGAGCGACCUGACCCUUGACCCCAAACGCUUGGCUGUGAUUGGCGGUUCUCACGGGGGUUUCCUGUCCUGUCAUCUGGUUGGCCAGUACCCAGAGUUCUACAAAGCGUGUGCAGCCAGGAACCCUGUCAUUAAUGCUGCUACUUUAUUGGGAACCAGUGAUAUAGUGGACUGGCGUUACACCAGUGUGGGGUUCGAGUACUCGUACGACCAGAUACCCACUGCUGAAGCCCUGGCUGCUAUGUUAGAGAAGUCACCCAUCACACAUGCUGCUCGGAUCAAGGCUCCAGUGCUGCUGAUGCUGGGAGGCAGAGACAGGCGAGUGUCUCCACACCAAGGUCUGGAGCUCUAUAAAGCUUUGAAGAGCAGAGCUUCACCUGUCAGGCUGUUGUGGUUUGCAGAAGACGGACAUUCACUGUCCAGAGUGGACACACAGGCGGACUGCUUCCUCAACACAGUGCUGUGGCUGCAACAGCAUCUUUGAACACACACACACACACUCUCUCUCUCUCUCUCACUCUGCUGCUGAACAUCCCCAUAAAAAGAAAAAAAUAGUUAACUGUCAGCAGUUGACUCUCUUUUACACUCCUCUGCCUUCUUAACAAAAAAAACACGUUCUGUAUGUUACAGUGUACCUGUUUUUUUUUUUUUUUUUUAAUGUUUCCAAAUCAAAGCAGGUUAUAAAGAAACUCUGACAAACCUGUAUUGAUGUAUAGAUUGUGUCAUGUUUGUUAACUUAUCUAAAA